Alternaria conjuncta is the source of this 1308-nucleotide messenger RNA. RefSeq lists its product as uncharacterized. Bases 1 to 1308 code for a protein of 435 amino acids. Gene Ontology annotation, biological process: transmembrane transport. Gene Ontology annotation, cellular component: membrane. The record is from RefSeq and is a predicted model, not a curated record. Gene Ontology annotation, molecular function: transmembrane transporter activity. NCBI's taxonomy places the organism in Eukaryota, Fungi, Ascomycota, Dothideomycetes, Pleosporales, Pleosporaceae. The transcript has 3 exons.
AUGGGCGCCAAUGAUGCCGCAUACGGUGCUAUCAUUCCUUACCUUGAGGAGUACUACGAUCUGACAUAUGUUGUCGUCUCGCUAGUGUUCCUAUCUCCGAUGGGUGGAUACAUCAGUGCUGCACUCCUCAACAACUGGCUACACAUCCACUUUGGUCAACGGGGCAUUGCUUUCCUUGGACCUGUUUGCCAUCUAGUGGCCUACGUAGGCAUUGCCCUCCAUCCGCCAUACCCCGUUUUGGUGAUCUUGUUCAUCUUCUCGGGAUUUGGAAACGGCAUUGAAGACGCAGCCUGGAACGCCUGGGCAGGCAGUCUAGCGAAUGCGAACGAGGUUCUGGGAUUUGUGCAUGGGCUAUAUGGGCUGGGGGCUUUGCUUAGCCCGCUAGCUGCUACUAGCUUGAUUGCGAAGCGUGGAUGGCAAUGGUAUCAGUUCUACUACAUCAUGCUCGGUGGCGCCUGCAUUGAGCUUGCGACAUCGCUUUAUGCAUUCCGAUCGAGUUCAGGUCAAGUGUAUCGAGAAAAAUCGCUUCGCGCGAAUGCGGAAGGUGAGAGCCGUCUUAAGCAGGCACUCAGAAGUCGCGUCACCUGGAUUGCCGCUAUCUUCCUCUUCGGAUAUGUCGGAGCCGGUGGAGCGCUUGGAGGCUGGAUCGUUAUCUUCAUGCGCCGUGAAAGAGCAGGCGGCGAAUUCGAAUCUGGGGUUGUCGCGACCGGAUUCUGGACUGGCAUCGCUGCUGGCCGCCUUGUCUUGAGCUUCAUCACACCAAAGCUUGGCGAGAAGCUCGCUGUUCUGGUACGGUCAAGAUCGGAAUGGAACCUGCAUAAGCUAAUUGCACGACAGAUAUACAUUGUUAUCGCCAUCACAUGCCAACUCAUGUUCUGGCUCGUUCCAUCCUUCCACGUCUCAGCCAUCUUUGUCGCACUACAAGGCUUCUUCCUCGGUCCGCUCUUUCCAGCUGUCAUCGUCGCAGCGACUAAAGCUCUUCCGCCACAUCUCCAUAUCUCUGCGAUAGGCUUUGCUGCUGCGAUAGGUGUUGGCGGAGGUGCUGCGUUACCCUUUGCUAUCGGAUCGCUUGCUCAAACAAAAGGCCUUGGUGUCCUACAACCUAUCAUUCUGGCUGUUCUCGCAGCUCUCUUGGUUCUGUGGCUGUGCUUUCCGAAAUUGGAAAAGAGAAAGACGGAAGGAGGGGUGCCACUGCUCUCGCCAGAAGAACAAAGAAAAUGGUGGCUCAACGUCGAUAUUGAUCUUGUAGAGACCAUGAGACGCGUUCUGAGGAGGGCUGCGGGUGGCCAGAUGGUCGCAACUGCCUAG